Molecule: messenger RNA, 7045 nt
Organism: Silurus meridionalis
Lineage: Eukaryota; Metazoa; Chordata; Actinopteri; Siluriformes; Siluridae
Gene: sash1a
Product: SAM and SH3 domain containing 1a
Exons: 20
Coding region: 780-4589 (1269 amino acids)
Molecular function (GO): protein binding
Source: RefSeq, a predicted model, not a curated record
AAUAAACCCCUCACCGUGACAGCGCGUGGUGGACUUUCUGCUCGUGAAACAGGAACUAAAGUUUGGUCUGAACGCACAGGAUCUUCACACAAACCGGUGUUAACGAUUCGUGUGCGGCGCCGUGACUUCACUGCGCAGCUGCCACGGAAACACGAGGGCGCUCGCGCUGCUCAUUCAUCAGCGGCUGCGCGUGCCAGAGCUGCACGCGAGAUUGUUUUCCAAAAGGAGGAGGAUUACAAGCUUAAAAAAAAAUACAUUGAAAGACCGAACAAAGUUGACAACCUGAAGCCUCCUACAAGCGCAGAGGAGAAGAAGGAGGAACUGUAAUUUGUUUUCGGAGUGUUUGUGGAUGUGACAAAUCCACUGCGACACGUGAAUAAACAUCAGCUGUGCAGCAGGUUAACGGAGAGGAGGAAGGUCUGGAGGAAGGUGAUGUUCUGAGAAGAGACGAGAUACAACCUGAACAUUGUGUGUGUGUGUGUGUGUGUGUGUGUGUAUCAUUAACUCUCCUCCGGUCGCUCAUGGAGAUCUUCUUCUUUUCUUUGACUGACAUUUGUUUUGAUAUCAGUUCAACAAGCUGACACACCUGACACACCUGACAGCAGAAAGGGAAAGCGCAAAAUGUGAGUCUGACACACACACACACACACACACACACACACACGUGUAGUUUAGAGCUUCUCGUGCACACCCCACCCAACUACUCAGGUAGCAUUCUAAUUCAGGUUUGACUACACACACACACACACACACACACACACACACAUUGCUGUGACACCAUGAUGCGCACUGGUCCCAGCAUCGUGUACGAGUGGCUGAAAACGCUUCAACUCUGCCAGUAUGUUGAAGCCUUUGUCGAUAACGGCUACGACGAUCUAGAAGUUUGUAAACAGAUCGGAGACCCAGACCUGGACGCCAUCGGCGUGUUCAUACCUCACCACCGACAACGGAUUCACGACGCCGUGACAAGACUGAAAGACGAGGAGAAGAAGAAGAAGACCACCUCAGGGCUUUAUUUCACCUUAGAGCCACUGAUCCCCAACCUGAGACAAUCCAGAUCGUGGACAGAACAAAUUGGCAUGACCGGGUCACACCUGGGAAACCUGACCCUGAGAAGAAGGGAGCUUCUGGUGUACCCGAAACUAAAGUUGAAGAUCAUGAUCAGGGAUAAACUCGUUAAAGACGGGAUUAAUCUGGCGAGACCUCCAUAUACUAAUAAGGAUGGCUCUCUGGGUAAUAUCGAUGAUCUAGCGCAGGAAUACUCGGAAUAUUACAACACGUGCUUCAGUGACGUCACCGAGCGCAUGGAGGAGCUACGCAGGCGUCGCAUCUCGCAGGAACUCGAAAUGGACAAAGUAGACUCCAGCUCCCUCCAGCUGAACUCUGAGAUCCAGGAGUCACUCAGUAUCAGCAGUGAGGUGUCUACACCAGAAACGGAAAGAAAGCUCCCUUUGCACAAGUCCAACUCUGAAGAUGGCUCAGGAAAAUGGGAUAGCAAGAAGAAGAACAAAUCCUUCUGGCAAAACUUUCGCAAAUCCCAGAAAGGGCUCACAAGGCAGAGCUCGAAAGGAGAGGACAUCGGCUACGUGGCCAGCGAGAUCACCAUGAGCGACGAAGAGCGCAUCCAGCUGAUGAUGAUGGUCAAAGAGAAGAUGAUCACGGUGGAGGAGGCGCUGGCUCGGCUUAAGGAGUAUGAGAGGAGCAGGCAUUUGAGCACCAGUUCAGACACUGCAGAGUGUCCUGAUGGAUCCGGGCCCACUGUUAACCUGCCCUCCACCUGUAACUCUCGCGAACAGUCUGACGAUGAGCAGGAGGAUGCGGUGAAAUUUAAGAGACUUCACAAACUGGUCAACUCCACUCGGCGCGUCCGCAAGAAACUCAUCAAAGUGGAUGACGGCAAAAGGCAGGGAUCAGAAGACUCUCUGAGCUUGGACGUGUCUCUUGCGUGCGAGGACACCAGUGCCCUUUAUGCGGGCGUCAAUAAGAAAAGCACCCGCUGCACAGUGGACUCGUCACUGUCCUCUUUGACCCCGGAUCAGCUCUCAGUGGAAGGAGACAUGGACAGCUUAAGUACGUCUCCAUCCUCGAGGAGUUUGGAAGCUUGGAACUCUGCACACAGGCUGGUCAAGCCUACAGCUUCCCCGCACAGCCUGGUCCGGCCUCUUGCCAGCGCCAACGCCGAGGACGAGCCCGAAAGCAGGAAGACCUCCCUGUCUCAUGGGAGGACGUGUAGCUUUGGGGGUUUCGAUCUGUCCAACCGGUCACUUCAUGUGGUGAACGCUGCUUCUGAACCUCACGAGCAAGAGGCUCUAUACAGGGACGUGAUCAAGUCUCCUACCAGCUCUCGCAUCUCUCUGGGAAGGAAAGUCAAGUCUGUGAAAGAGACAAUGAGAAAACGCAUAUCCAAGAAAUACAGCAGUUCUGUCUCUGAACAGUCCAAUCCAGACGGGAUUCCCAGCUCUCCUCAAUCUCCUCAGCCAAACACAGACUCACUGGAAAAGCCCAAACUAAAGGCAGGAGGAUCUGUGGAGAGUCUACGCAGCUCUCUGAGUGGACAGAGUUCCAUGAGUGGCCAGACAGUAAGCACCACAGACUCGUCUGCCAGUAAUCGUGAGAGUGUGAAAUCAGAGGACGGGGAUGAUGAAGAGCCUCCAUACAGGGGACCUUUUUGUGGCAGAGCCAGAGUGCACACAGACUUCACUCCCAGCCCUUACGAUACAGACUCACUCAAACUAAAGAGAGGAGAUGUGAUCGACAUCAUCAGUAAGCCGCCCAUGGGCACGUGGAUGGGGUUACUCAACAACAAGGUUGGAACGUUCAAGUUUAUCUACGUGGACGUCCUGACGGAGGAGGAGGAGAAACCCAAACGCACCAUCAGGAGGAGAAGAAAGGGUCGCGCUCCCAAACCCAGCUCUGUGGAAGAACUUCUAGAAAGAAUCAACCUAAAGGAGCACAUGCCUACCUUCUUGUUUAAUGGCUAUGAGGAUCUGGACACUUUUAAGCUGCUUGAAGAAGAGGAUCUGGACGAGCUAAACAUCAGAGAUCCUCAACACAGAGCUGUACUGCUCAAUGCCGUGGAGCUCCUCCAGGAGUAUGAUAGCAGCAGUGACCCUGAGCGUAGUGCCCUCUCUGGCUCCCAGGAAAAACUCCUCUGUGAGGGGCAGGGCCUGGCAGCCAACUCCCCACGGGACUCUGGCUGCUAUGAGAGCAGCGAAAACCUGGAGAACGGGAAGCCUCGUAAAUCAUCUCGCUCAAGUCGCUGUUCCUCUGGCUUUGAAUCUGUUCGAGUCCAGUGUCUGGAUUUUCCCACUCCACCCAUCUGCCACUCUACUGAGGAGCUGCAGCAUCAGUCCAAGAAAGAACGCAAGUUUCCCAAGCACUUUCUUCCCCGGCCUAUCAAGGGCUUCAGUCUGCGGUCUCUGGGCCUGAGGAAGGGUCUUCGCUCAGGACCAAGGCAUCAAAUGCCAGCUAGUCGCAGCUGUGAGGAGCUUGAUGGGACUUCGGAUGCUCCAGAACGCUGGAAACGUUCUCACUCUCUGGGGGACAUACAGUGGCAGCAUGCCUUCGAUCAGAGCAAAGAAAAAAGAAAUGCGACCCCACAUGGUGGAGAACGACAAAAAGAUGUAAACGCUGCAAUUCUCCAGUCCAGCUUUCAGAACAGUAAAGAUUCCCGAUUAGACUCAAAAACAGAAUUGUGUAGAGCUAACCAGGAUCAAGUUAAAAAGCCUCUAGUGCCCAGCCAGCUGGCAAUAAAACCUUCAAACCAUGCUCCAGAUAAACAGCCUGGCUCUACCCCAACCAGCCCAGCUCCGCGCACUCACCCCAAAAAGCCCCCUGUGCCCCCUCCUGUUCCUGCCAAAAAGUCCAAAGAGCGUCCAGUAAAUGGGUUGCGACACCCAUCUUUGGUCCUUUCAAGCUCUAGUCCAAGCACGCCAACUUUGUCCCCUAAAUCCAUAAGCAGCCCUACUAGCCCUUCUGAAAGUAUUCCAUCCACUUCCGUGUCUCCAGAUGAUUCAGAGAAACCACCACCCUGGCUCUCAGACCUGCCUGAGUCUGCCUGCCCACAGAUUCAGGGAGUCAAGGUAGCUCUUGGCAGGAAGAUCUCUCAUGCCAAAAUGACUGAUUUGGUGACACUACUGGAGGAAAAGCUUGGCUCAGAGGGCAUCGAUCUCAUGGCAGAGCCUUACUCAGAUAAGCACGGCCGCUGUGGUAUUCCUCAGCUCUUGGUGCAGAGAUACUCGGAGGAUUUCCAGCAGCCACUGAAAGACGUGGCGUCCACUCUGGACCAGAUUCGAGUUAAGCAGCUGCGCAAAGAGCACCGCAUGGCUAUUCCUUCUGGAGGUUUGAUGGACAUGUGUCGGAAGCCAAUGUCUCCAGUGCACUUAAGCUCCAUUUCCGACUGGUUGGUGUCCAUUGGUAUGCCCAUGUAUUCCGAUCUCUUAGUGGCAGCGGGUUAUGAUACAUUGGGCCGUCUGUCUGCUCUUACCGAGGCAGCAGUACGCAAGGCAGGGCUACAGGAGGAGAGACACAUCCGGCGGUUGCUCAGCGAGGCCCGGCUCAUCGCAGCUAACAGCUCAUCGCAGACUUAACAGCACAAGAAGGGUUGAUGAACAGCUUGAGCUGCGACAUGCGCUGGUCUGAUUGCUGAAGUGGAAGGAAAAAAGGAAACUCUGUAGCAUUUCAUCUACAUCUUCCAAGCGUUUGUUUUAUCCUUUUCCUUAGCUUUGUAUUGCUGAUGUUUACGGAAAGGACUUUUGUGGCUUCCAUGAACUGUUGGUGGACUUUCCAGCUGGGUCUUUUUAACAAUCCUGAAUAGGGCAGUCUUUAAAUGAGCACAGACAGAGCACAUGAUUUUCUGAAGUUUUUGAGAUUUUGUAAAGAUUUAGACUAGCUCAAGAUCGUUUUCUCUGGUUCUGAUGAGCGCUACUUUGUAUGGAAAAAGAACUUCUUCGAGCACAGAAAGAUGUUGUAACUUGGCCAAAGCGAUGUCAUUUCCUGUAGGUUUAUAGGUCCGUACGCAAACUUCUCAGCUCAUAGAAAUGAAUAUCAAAGGCUUCAUCUUAAAUAUUUGUUUCGUUCUUAAGCACAAAGUUGCUGUUUUAGAGUAUAAAUACACUCAGAAUUAUGCAUAUUUUAUUUUAUUUGCAGGAGGGAAACAUAUUUGUAUAGUCCAUAAGCCAUUUCAUCUUACUCAGUGCCAAGUGUAAAGCGUUGUAAAGCCUUUCUGCCUUCAUUUCGUUAAAGAAAAUAUUGUAUAUUCAAAUAGCAUUUAAUCUUCUAAUACACAGUAUCUAACACUCGUCUGUUCCGGGAGAAAAUCAUUUAUUAUGGAAUCAUUUACAUUUUAAAGCUUUUUAUGUUACGUUUGCCUUCACAAAUCUAGUGACACAAUAAUUAUCUUCCAUCGGGUGAUAAGUGCGCAGCGAUAACCCGCUUGUAUCUAAUGUAUAUUUUAGACGUCAUAGAGUUUCGAGGAAAAUCUUCCCAGCACUGUGGCAAUAUGUAAAUGCUGAUAUUCGAACUCGCUCCAAAACUUCACACAGUCUGAAAUGUCUAAACUAAAUUUUUUUUAAAAAGGGCUGAACACGAAACAGGAUUCAUCACUGUCCUGUAGAUGAUCUGAUUAUCUGAAAUAUAGCUUUGGAAAUACAGUCCAAUGAAGAAGCUCUGUAAUAGAUAUAAAUGUUGACAUUCCAGAAUGAGUCUCUACAUGAUGAAGUUUUAUGUUCAGUAGCACUUGUCUGUGUCUAUAGAGAAAAACAGAGAGAUUCUAUUGCGUUUAGCAAAACACACAUCUGGCAUUUGAAGGAAGUCUGUCAAAAUAAGGGAAAAAAACAUGAGUUGUGCUUUUGGCCCGAUGCAAAGCAGAUCUCAUAUCCCUGAAAUCUUGUCUUUUCCGAUUAGCAGCAUUUUUGCUCCUCUUUGACUACAGCAAACUGCCACUGAUUACAAGCUUAAUUUCCUAUGUUGUAAAAAGAUCUAUUAAGUGAAAAUCGAACGACUUUGAAAACUUUCCUUUUAUCAGCACAACAAAACAACAGUUUGUUAAUUAGAAAGAACAAACAAACAUCUUGCCAUGUCAGAAAACUUUACAGUUUUACUUCAGACUGUUUGAGUGCUGACACUGGAGACUCCUUACAAAAACUCUACAUGGAAACCCCACAAUCAAACAAUCUGCACAUGGUUUCUAACUCGUCUAAGUGAAGCAUUCCUGUGAAUGCGCUCGAUGACGUUAGACGCACGCUAUGGCACAUUUUGAUGAAACGUUUGGAUGAAAUUUCCUACAAUUUUUCUAUGUAUUUCAGCACAAUUUACAAUACACAGUACCAAUUCAACCUUCUUGUAGAGGAGCAGAAGAUCUGAACGAAUGCCUUUUUAACAAUGCAAUCAUAGUCUUAUGGGGAGUUUUAUAUAUUAAAAAAAAUGUAUCGAAAUAUUUCAUAAAAUGUUACUAAUUACUGUAAAAUGCACUUUAUAUUCAAGUAUAUACAGAUGAUUAAAGGGGGAUUUUUUCAGGAAGAACAGAUAAUGAAACAGUAAAUUUUAAAGUCCUCAGACAGAGAGUUAAAUCCAGGUUUUAUGCAGAAGAUUGCAGUGGAUUAUGUUGGUUUAUACACUUCAUGUGUUUCCCCGUCAGCAUCAUUAAUUCGAGAAUAAAGCAUAACAAGCAAAUUCUUUCAAAUUGAUUUCGAAUUUCAUUACAAUGAUUCUAAUUACAUAUAUGAAAUUGUGGACAUGUUGCACAUUCUGUAUAUGUAAUUGAUAUUUAAAUAACUUAUUUUUUGUUUAUUUGUUUCUCAUCAAAUUAUUAGGUGUAUUAUAUAUAAAUAUAUAUGAAUAAAUAAAUAGCAAUACUCUUUUGCAUAUUGCUUUAGCCCAUGUCCUGCUAUGGUAUCUAUUGUAAAAUAUCUGUGUAUAAAAAAUUUUUUCCCCUUUGACCUAGCUAAUGAUUGUCUAUAAAGAUUUUGCUUGUGUACUGAAAAAAAAAAAAAAGUCAAACUAUUUGUCACUCUGACGUGUAAUAAACAGAAUCUUCUGACUGGAA